GUGAGCGUGACGUUUGUAAUGUAUUGCAAACACAUUGCAAAUUGCAAACCAGCUUAUUUUCUUCAUUUUCUAAAUAAACUUACUAAUUUCUAGAGUUUGUUUAGCUACGUUAGGAAUAUAAAAGUGAAUUUCACCGUUUAAGAUGUCAGAUGGUCAAUUUAGCGAUUAUGAAGAAGAUAUAUCGAAGAAGGUUAAGACGGUCCGGUUUGCAGAGACCCCAGAAAUAAAACAACUAAGCAGUGAGGAAGAGGAACUCAACUCGGACGACUAUUUCUAUGAUUCAGAUGAACAUACCGGAAACUCAAGGAAAGAAAAUGUCAACGCCCAAAAUCCAACAACAAAAGUGACCUCAUACCAGCCUACAGAGAAACUGUUCAAAAGGUACAUAAAUAAAAUAAAUGUGGAUAAAUAUGAACCCGCUAUAAAUGAAAGGGCACAGAAGUUCAUGGAUCUAAAUGAUCGAAAGUUUGAUAACGAGAGGAUAAGAAUAAAAGACAAACAUGACAGAGCUACUGCUGAACAGGUGAUGGAUCCUCGCACUAAAAUGAUUCUAUUCAAACUUUUAAACAGAGGAAUUAUCAAUGAAAUAAAUGGAUGCAUUUCCACGGGCAAAGAAGCCAACGUAUACCAUGCGACUUCCAAAGAGGGAAGAGAUUAUGCCAUCAAAAUCUUCAAAACGUCAAUCUUGGUGUUUAAAGACAGAGAUAAAUAUGUUUCCGGUGAAUACAGGUUCAGGAACGGCUACUGUCGGUCAAACCCACGUAAAAUGGUUAGAACAUGGGCUGAAAAGGAGAUGAGAAACCUUGUAAGGCUAUUCAACGCCCAGUUGAAUGUUCCAGAACCUAUAAUUUUACGCAGUCAUGUUUUAGUAAUGACUUUUAUGGGAGAAAAUGGCUGGCCGUCUCCCAAGUUAAAGGAUGUUGAGAUAUCGCAGUCCACAGCUAGAUCAUUGUAUAGAGACUGUAUCACUAUGAUGUGGAAAAUGUUCAAUAUAUGCAAGCUAGUGCAUGCAGAUUUGUCAGAGUUUAACCUGUUGUAUCAUGAAGGAAACGUUGUUGUGAUAGACGUAUCACAGUCUGUUGAGCAUGAUCAUCCACAUGCUUUUGAAUUUUUGAGAAAGGAUUGUACGAAUAUCAGUGAUUUCUUCAGAAAGAAAGGUGUAGCUACUUUAACUGUUAAGGAGCUGUUUGAUUUUAUUACUGACACAUCAAUAAAUGAAAGUAAUCUUGAAGAGUGCUUGGAGAAACUUUCGGAGAAGGCGGCGGCUAGAAAUUUUGAAGAGUUGACAGCUCAGGAGCAAAUUGAAGAAGAGGCCUUUAAGAAUAUUUAUAUUCCAAAAAGACUUACUGAGGUAAUCAACUAUGAACGUGAUAUAAACAAAGCAAAGAAGGGGGAGACAGCAGACUUGGCAUAUAAGAAGAUUGCAGGUUUCAACGAAGACCUGACAGGCACCGUGGACCGACCCGACAUUCUACAGGAUGAUGCAAUAUCUGACAGCGGCUCAGAGAAAAGUAGUGAUGAAGAGGGAGAUGAAAACCAAACAAAAUUCAAACCCAGUGCAAGGCCUCGUGACGAAUCGCCUGAGAGUAAAAAAGCGAGAAAAAAAGCAGUCAAAGAAGACAAAGCUGAGAAGAGGAAAUCUAAAACAAAGAAACAUGUAAAAAAGAGACGGGACAAAGGUUGCGGUAAGAAAUAAUACAGGUUUACAGAUAUUAUAAAAAAAUGUUGUAAGUAAUAUUAUAUACAGUGUAUACCGAU
Molecule: messenger RNA, 1758 nt
Organism: Maniola jurtina (meadow brown)
Lineage: Eukaryota; Metazoa; Arthropoda; Insecta; Lepidoptera; Nymphalidae
Gene: RIOK1
Product: serine/threonine-protein kinase RIO1
Exons: 4
Coding region: 143-1696 (517 amino acids)
Biological process (GO): maturation of SSU-rRNA
Cellular component (GO): preribosome, small subunit precursor; cytosol
Molecular function (GO): protein serine/threonine kinase activity; ATP binding
Source: RefSeq, a predicted model, not a curated record